Messenger RNA from Dujonia railenensis, 5247 nucleotides. The record is from the annotation of a GenBank genome assembly. NCBI's taxonomy places the organism in Eukaryota, Fungi, Ascomycota, Pichiomycetes, Serinales, Debaryomycetaceae.
AUGGAAUCUGGAGGAGCUCCUACUAACCGCUCAUCGGUCAUAAGUAGUAGUGAAGUCGCCUUCCCAAGAGGUGGAGCCACUGCUUUGACUCCUCUUGAGGUGAAGGAAAUUUCUAAUGAAGUUACCAGUGAUGUUCUUUUUGAACAAGAGUCAAGCAACAAAAGAUCGAUUGGCUCUAAGUCUGAUCAACCUUCAAAGAAAGUGAAAAAGUCUACAGGAAAGAAGAAGUCUGCUGCCAAUGCCGAACAAGACGAUGAAAAAUCGUCAGUUCAAAUCGAAAAUUUUAGUUACAAGAACUUAAUUCCUGAUACUUUAGUAUUGGCUCAAAUUGUGUCGAUCAACAAAGUGGAUUUAACAUUAGCAGUUGGUGAUAACUUAGUUGGUUAUGUCUCAAUGUCUUCAAUUAGUGAAGAGCUCAUUGCAUUGAUUGAAAGGUUCGAAAAAUCUCAAGAAUCAGAUAGUGAAGAUGAAGAAGAUGAUGAGGAUGAAGAUGACGAAACUACCACAACCACAGCUAACUUGAAAUCUAAACCUGAAGCUGAAUUGCCAAGCUUGCAAAAGCUUUUCUCUAUAGGGCAAUGGUUAAAAGCUAAAGUAGUGAAGCCCGCAGGAGAAGACAAGAAUGAUAGCAAUAAGAAGAGAAUUCAAUUCACCAUAGAACCAGAAUCCAUAAACUCUGCUCUUGAAUUUGAAGAUUUGAUUGUUGGGAAUUACUUACAAUGUUCUAUCAAGUCUAUUGAAGAUCAUGGUAUAAUUUUAAAUACUGGUAGAGCCAAUUUGUCUGGUUUUAUUUCUAACAAAGAGUUAGUAAAUGAAGACAGAAGUAAGCUUAAUGUUGGUUCUGUUAUACUUGCUAGUAUCGUAUCCAAACCAGCUUCCACAUCUACAAGAACAAUUACUUUAAGACCUGCGUCUUCUACAUCCAAAAAGGCCACUGUCACCACCAUUUCAUCUGUUGAUUCAAUUCAGCCUGGUGUGAUUGUUGAUGCUUUAGUUUCAGAUGUAACCAAAAAUGGUAUUGUUGCCAAAGUUUUUGGUUUGGUUGAUGCUACAAUCAAUUUGGCUCAUUUGUCAAAUAACUUGUAUGAUUUUAAUACCAUAAAGCAUAAGUACACUAUUGGUAAUAACGUCAAGGCCAGAGUUGUGGCUGUAUUACUUAAAGCAGGAACUAAGAGAUUAAUCUUAUCACAAUUACCUAACAUAAUAUCUUUGGAUCCAAAUGCUGCUAUAACUAAUCGUACUGAAGCUUUGGAAGCUUUCCCAGUAGGUCACAUUUUCCAAGAAGUGGAAGUUAAGGGUUCAGACCCUAAUUAUUUAUAUGUUUCCUUCGGUUCAUCAUCCAUUUACGGUCAAGUGCAUAAUUCUAAGAUCGAUAAGGAAAUGCCAUUAGAAUCCUUCUACAAUAUUGGUUCAAAGCAUAAGGCAAGGGUCACUGGAUACAACCCAGUGGAAAAUUUGCUCACAUUAACUUUAGACCCUAAGCAAAUUGAAACUAGAUAUUUAACUGCUCAAGACGUCCCUGUCGGUGAGUUAGCUCCUGGCUGUGAAAUUGUCAAAGUCUUGCCAGAAGCUGGUGGAAUUAUAAUCAAGAUCUUUGGUGGAAACAUCGAAGCCUUCGUUCCAGGAAACCAAAUGUCAGAUGUCAAAUUGGUGUAUCCGGAAAGAAAAUUCAAGGUGGGUGCUAAAGUGAGAGGUAGAGUUUACAAGAAGCUUGGAGCAAAGAAGAUUUUGGUCACAUUGAGAAAAUCCCUUGUUAAUGUUGAAGAAGAUGAAAUCUUAACCAAAUUUGAAGAUGCUAAACUUGGCUUGAAAACACCUGCCACUGUGGAAAAAUUCGUUCACAAUGGUGUGAUUGUAUCAUUUUUCGGUAACUUAAGUGCUUACUUACCAAAGAAUGAAAUUUCUGAAACUUUCGUUAACGAUGCCAAAGAUCACUUAAAAAUUGGUCAAACUGUUAAUGUUAAGGUAUUGAGAAUUGAUGAGGAUUUAAAAAGAAUCUUAGUUACUUUGAGACAAUCCACUGAAUUGAGUAGUGCUCAAAAGUCAGCAAUUACUGAUUUGAUUCCUGGUAAGUCGAUAGUUGAAGUUUCCAUUGUUGAGAAGACUAACGAAUCGAUUAUUGUUGAAGUAAACGAUGAAAGUAAUUUAAGAGGUGUCAUCUUUACCGGACAUCUCUCAGAUGGAAAUUAUGAGCAAAACAGAGUUAUAUUUAAGCAAUUGGUUGUUGGCUCUAAGUUAAAAGCACUCGUGUUGGAAAGAGAUGUGAAAGCUAGAACAGUGAUUUUAUCUGCUAAAGAAUCAUUAUUAGAGGAAGUCGAAACCCGUGAAGGUAAGAUUCCUUCCAAUUUCAGGGAUAUCCAACUCGAUAACAAAGUUUUACAUGGUUUUGUCAAGUCUGUGACUAGUAUGGGAUUAUUCGUCACUUUUGCUGGUAGAUUAACUGGAUUGGUUCUAGCCAAGUAUGCCAACGGAAACAGUAAAGGAGAUGCAGCCUCUCUUGAUAAAAAAUUUUAUAAGUAUCAAUCAGUCGCUUGUCGUGUUGUCCGUAUUGAUCACGAGAACAAAAGAUUCUUAUUGUCCUUAAAUCAAGAUUCUAAUCAGAAAGGUAACGGUGACAGUGAUGAUUCGAACUCAAUUGAAUUGGUUAACCCAGUCGAUUCCACAAAAAAAUUCGCUAAUGAAUUUGUACCUGGUGUUUCUACCAAGGUUAGUGUCAAAUCUGUUCGUGGAACUCAAUUGAAUGUUCAAUUGGCUGACAAUCUUCAAGGUAGAAUUGAUAUCACUCAAUGUUUCCAUUCCUGGGAUGAUAUUAAAGAUAAGAGUCAACCUCUUUCACAAUUCCAUCGUGGCCAAGAACUAGAAGUAACGGUCAUUGGGUACCAUGAUGCUAAGAAUCAUAAAUUCUUACCAAUAACUCAUAAGAAGAAUAACAAGAAUGUUAUUUUGGAGUUAUCUUUAAUCAAGAAAAAGAAUACUGGAACAGAAUUAUUAAACUUGUCCAAUGUCUCGAUCGGUUCUAAUUGGAUUGCAUACAUUAAUAACAUUGCUGAAGGAUUCGCUUGGGCAUCCAUCUCACCCUCAGUUAAGGGACGUAUUUCAUUUAUGGAAUUGACCGAUGAUGUUGCAGUAUUUGAUGACUUGGAGAACAACUUACCAAUCGGUAGUGCUGUUCAGGUUAUUGUCAAAGAAAUUGACACUGAACAUAACUCGCUUACUUUGAACGGUAGAAUCAAGACAGUUGUAAAGUCUAUCAAGGAUAUUAAAGUAGGUGCAAAGUACCCUGCAAGAAUCCUUAAAGUUAAGGAGACUUUUGUCCUUGCCGAAUUAGGUCAGAAUGUUGUUGCAUCUGCUUACAUCACUGACGCUUUGAAUGAUUAUACUGAAAAGCUUGAAAAUGUUUUCCAUACUAACGAAUUUGCAACAGCUACUGUUAUUGCCGUUGAUUCUGAAUCCAAAAAGAUUGCUAUUUCGUUGAGAAGCUCAGACAGUAUUGAAGGUGAAGUGAAAGACAAGGUCAUUAACUCCAUUGAUGAUUUAACUAAAGGGGAUGUGGUUCGUGGCUUUGUUAAAAAUAUUGCAAAUAAUGGUGUUUACGUUGCAUUGGGAAGAUCAGUACAUGCUUUGGUUAGAGUCGCUGACUUAACCGACUCUUACUUAAAAGAUUGGAAAAAAUACUUUAAAGUGAAUCAAUCUGUCUUAGGUAAAAUUUCUUCUUGUAAAGAAGAAGGAAGAAUUUUGAUGACCUUGAAAGAAAGUGAAGUUAGUGGAGAAUUGAAUGUUUUAAAGAAGUUCGAUGACUUAGAGGUCGGUGAAACCUUUGAAGGUUCUGUCAGAAAGGCAACUGAUUUUGGUGUUUUCGUCAAGUUAGACGGUACCGUCAAUGUUAGUGGUUUAUGUCAUCAUUCUGAAAUUGCUGAUAAAAAGGUUGAUAAUGUCACCUCGUUAUUUGAAGAAGGAGACAGAGUCAAAGUAAAGGUGUUGGCCAUUGAUAAUGAAAAGAAACAAUUAUCUUUAGGUAUGAAGGCUUCUUACUUUAAUGAAACCCAAGAUCAAGAUAUGGAAGAAGAUGAAGAUGAAGAUGAGGAUGAAGAUGAAGAUGAAGACGUCGAAGACGAUGAGGACGAUGAGGAUGUCGACAUGGAAGAAGAUGCCGAUUCUGAAGAUGUCGAUUCUGAAGAAGGCGAUGAUAUCAUGAUUGAUGUUGAAAACAAUGAUUCUGAUGAUUCUGAUUCUGACUCUGAGGCUGAAGAUAAGUCUAAACAUUCUGUAUCAGUCUCUGAUGGUUUAUCAACCAAUGGUUUCGAUUGGACUGCAUCCAUUUUGGACCAAGCCGAAGACUUGUCUGAAUCUGAAGAUGAAGACUUCACUCAAGAAAAGAAGAAGAAGAGAAAGUCAAAGGCUCAAACUGAAGAUCUUACUGCUGACAUAAAUACUAGAGCUCCACAAUCUGUAUCUGAUUUCGAACGUUUAUUGAUUGGUAAUCCAAAUUCUUCCAUAUUAUGGAUGAAUUACAUGUCAUUCCAACUUCAAUUAAGUGAAGUUGAAAAGGCCAGAGAAAUUGGUGAACGUGCCUUGAAAACCAUUGCUUACCGAGAAGAACAAGAAAAGAUGAAUAUUUGGAUUGCCUUACUCAAUUUGGAGAAUACUUUUGGAACUGAAGAAUCUUUAGAUGAAGUUUUCAAACGUUCAUGUCAAUACAUGGAAUCAAUCAUCAUGCAUCAAAAAUUAGUCGGAAUAUAUAUAAUGUCAGAAAAAUUCGACAGGGCUGACGAAUUAUAUAGGGUUAUGUCUAAAAAGUUUGGUCAACAUAUUUCUACCUGGGUUCAAUACGGCUCGUCAUUGUUGGACCGUGGAUUGAACGCUGAGGCUCAUGAAGUUUUGGCUAAGGGAUUACAGGUGUUACCAAAAAAAUCGCAUAUUGAGGUUGUUCGUAAGUUUGCUCAAUUAGAAUUUGCCAAGGGUGAUCCAGAACAAGGUAGAUCACUCUUCGAAGGUUUGGUUUCAGAUGCUCCAAAGAGAAUUGAUUUAUGGAAUGUUUACAUUGAUCAGGAAAUCAAACAAGACGAAAAGAAGAAGGUUGAAGACUUAUUUGAAAGAGUCAUCACCAACAAGAUUUCCCGUAAGCAAGCUAAAUUCUUCUUCAGUAAAUGGCUUCAAUUCGAAGAGGAAAAGGGAACUGAACAAGAGUGUGCUCGUGUAAAGGCAAAGGCUGCCGAGUACGUUCAAUCCCAUUCUAAAGAUGAGUAG